Closterium sp. Naga37s-1 is the source of this 4200-nucleotide messenger RNA. The record is from the annotation of a GenBank genome assembly. Lineage: Eukaryota; Viridiplantae; Streptophyta; Zygnematophyceae; Desmidiales; Closteriaceae.
AUGGCGUCGUCGUGGGCUCAGCACGCGCCCAUAUUCGGCGCGCACUGCAGCCAAUUCCUGGUGGAGCAAUGUCCGCUUGGCGCGCAGGUCCUAGCUGCGCCAUUGUCGCAUCAGUCGCAGUCCCCGUCGUUUGCUCAUUACCAUUCUCGCCAGCAGCACGACUCUGCGACGUUAUGGGACGAGAAUCCGUCGCUUGAUUUAUUCGCGGAGAGUGACGUGGCAGCGGAGUUCUUGAACCUUCUGGACGCCAUCACGGACGGCUCGCAGUCGGACGGGACUCCCAUCGGCAGCACCGAUUCACACGAUUCACAACAGCAUCGCGAUACAAACUUAUUGCACCAGCAGCACCAGCCGUCGUCGUCCGCACCAUUUUCACCUGCCGCCUCCGCCGCCGAUCCCGCCACGGCCAUCUCCGUUUCCGCCAGCGGUGCUGCUAGCUUAUUGGCCGCAUCGCCAGGUUCGUUUGGCGAUGGUGCUAUGACGGCAGCAGCAGCACUGGCAAACCCUGUGUCUCCGCGGCACGGGGAGUCGUUAAACUCGUUGGAGCCGGGGACGAUUCACGACGAGGCUGCGGAGUGUACGGCGGGGUUUAACUUCACUGGCGCUCGUCUAGACGACCCCAUCGACGCUUUUCUCGGCACCCUGCUGCUCGCGGAUCCGGGGUCCGGGAGAGGCGAUUUGCUCGUGUCAUUGCCUUGCCCGUCCGCCGCUGCGGCUCGCGAUCAUAGCCCGCCGCUGCACGGCGCGCCGACAGUUAGCCAAGGCGCGGCGGAAAUGCGGGAGUGCUGGCGUCCAGACUCGUUGGUAGCACCUCCCGCGUCUACCUCGUGGGCUUCGCUGCCGUUGCACAGGGAAGAGACUCACUCGCCACUGCUGCAGCAGCAGCAGCAGCAGCUUGUGAUAACGACGCCAGAAGGGAACGAGGCGUUGCAUGAAUGGAUGCCUUGCGUACCAGCGCAUGUGCGACCAGGGGGCCAGGGCGAACCGGCAUGUGCGGGGACUGGCUGGAGUGGCAAUACAGUGGGGGACGUGGGCAUGGGCGGAAGCAAGGCGGGCGGAAUGGGCGGUGGGGGAGGCGAUGUGCAGCAGGUGCACGAUUUGGCGCCCCCUGUGGAGAUUUCUGCCGCGGGACUCUUUGGUGGAGCGCGUGUGGAGGGAUGCGGUGAGGGAAGUGGGGCGACAAGCAGGGAGCGGCGCGAGGAUAGUGCGAGUGGCAAUGGCAAUGCGAUUGCUGAUGAUGAUGCGUUUCGGGAUGCUGGUGGUGGUGGUGGUGCUGCUGCUGCUGCUGCUGCUGCUGGUGCAUGGGAAGGACAGCAGGUGGGCGAGCUGUUGGGCGCACAGCAGUGGCUUCAUAGUCAUAAUAGCAGUAAUAGUAAUAGAAGUCAUAAUAGCAACAACAAAAAAAAUCCGCAGCAGCAGCAGCAGGAGCCGCAGCAGCCGCAGCAGCCGCAGGCAGUGGGUGGCAGCACCCCGCGUGUGCGGCAGUUGCCCAAUCUGUCAGGGCGACUGGCAGCUCUCAUCAGCCAAAUAAGCCACACCAGCAACGCCAAUGCCAAGGCUAAGGCCAAGGCCAAGGCCAAGCGCAGGGCGGGUCAUGACGCUGCAGCAGCAGCAGCAGCAGCAGCAGCAGCAGCUGGCGCAGGGGGAAUGAUGAUGAUGCACGAGCAGGCGGGUCUAGCAAAUGGCCUGGAGCGUGGCUUGGAGGAGGGAGGGCGAGAGAGCGCGUCGGGCCUGCAUGGGCGAGGCACAGGCGGUGGUGAUGGGGGAAGGCUCACAUGUGGGCGUGGUGGGGGCGGUGGUGUGCAGGAGGCGCAUGGCGAGGAGUCAGGCAGCAAGCGGCGGGCAGUGCAGGCGCGAGAAGUGUCGCAGGUCCCACCCUCUGCAGCACUCAGCUCUCAGCACCUUGCUGCUGCCGCUGCAGCACCUUCCUUCCCUCCUAAGCCCACUACUAGCGCUGCUGCUGCUGCUGCAGGAGGCAAUGCUGCAGCGGCGCCGUCCCUACCCCACGCGUGGUUACUGCCAGGCUCGGGUCCAGACGGCCUGUCAGGAGAGGUGGACCCGUUUCUCCUCACGGAGCACAUCAGCCGCUGCGCGCCUGCUCUCGCCCUCGCCCCUGCCAUGCUCAGAGCCCCGCACGACCCCUUUGCCACCCUGCAGCUGCAGCUGCCGUCACUCGCUGCAGUUCCGUACACACGAGCUUCCUCCCAGGCGCUCCCAUGUCAUUCGGGCAGAGAGGGUGUGUCGGCCUCUCAUCCCCUCGCGUACCACUCUCUGCUGCCAACUGCACUGCCCGUGCCCCGGCCUGUGCGUGCGCGCAUGCACAAGGGCAAGAGCGAUGUGGGCAUGGACGAGGUGAGGCAGCUCGUGCUCGCCCUCGCUGAAGCCAUCGCCACCGCUGACAUGGUCAGUGCCCCCUCCCUCCCUCCCUCCCUCCCUCCCUCCCUCCCUCCCUCCCUCCCUCCCUCCCUCCCUCCCUCCCUCCCUCCCUCCCUCAUCCCCUCUUCCCCUCAGUUCUCUCACCACCGCACACGCUCCCUGCCCCGCACCUUCCCCAUCCAUUUCAAUAUCCGUGCGCCCCUCUCCCUGCAGGACCGGGUGGCAGGGCUGCGGACGCGCAUGGCAGCAGCGGCGUGUGCGGAGGGGCGGGCGGGGCAGCGAGUGGCACACUGCUUCCUGGACGCGCUCACCACCCGCCUGCACGGCACUGGCGCCCUCCGCCUCUACAACGCUGCCUUCUCCCAGGACAUGCUGCAGUCGCGCCAAGUGUAUUUCACCACCACGCCCUUCAUCCCCUUCCUCUACGCCACCGCCUAUUCCGCCAUCCUGCAAACCUUCUCCCGCUCCUCUCGCCCCUCCCCUCCCACUGGCACCACCACCACCGCUCGCUAUCCUGCGUUCGAUCCCCGAGCUGCCAAGCACUGCACACAGCGGUGCACAGCAGGAGCAGCGGCAGAAGCAGGGGCGGGAGCGGGGGAAGCGGCGGGAUGCGGAGCAGAUGGUGUAGGAGGCAGGGGAGUGGGAGACGUUCAGGUGGAGGAGGUGGGGAAUGCGGAGCAGUGCUGGGUGGCAGAGUGUGAGCGGCAGAAGCACGAGGAGCUGGGGAGGAUGCUCACAGCUCAGCUCACAGCAGAGGCAGCAGCGCUGGGCAUAGAGAGGUUUGAGCACCGCGUGGUGACGAUGAACAAGGACAACCUCGCUGAUAGCCUCUCCCAGGUGGAGGGCCGGCGCACAUGGCAGGGCCGCGGUGGCAGUGGGACAAGGAGGAUGCGUGGAGGGGUGCAGGAGGGGGGUCUUGAGGAGUGGCAAGGGGAGGGGUGUGAGGAGGAGGAGGAAGAGGAGAAGGAGGUGGUGGCGGUGUGCUGUUGUUUGGAGCUGCAAUACUUCCACGACAGCUCUGUCAUGCGUAGCAGCCCUAGAGAUGCUGUUCUCAAGGUGCGCUGCCUGCUGCCUGCUUUCAGUGGUUGCAUCACUGCGUGUGUGGGGCAGCGGGCCGUGGCACCGCACGAUGCUCGCAAUGCUUGGGUGGCCUCCCUCGCUCCGGACAUAUUUGCAUUCAUGGAGACUGACCUCUCUGCCAACGGCCCCUUCUUCCUCUCGCGCCUGCGCAACUGCCUCGACUACCACGCCGCGCUCUUUGAGUGCCACGAGGGCCUCUCUGCAUGCCCUGCCCCCAACCACGCGCCCCAGCCAACCAAACUCCACCAGCAGCGCAACCAGCAACCACAGCAGCAGCAGCACCAUCUGUCAACCGACGCACAGCCCUUUGCACAAGGCGCGGUGGGCAGUGCUGACACCAGCUGGUCCCAAGUCUGCAUGUCCUCUCUCUCACAAGCCACUGAGAAGCCCACACCACCCACCCCUGCGCCUUCCCCCCUCCUCGAAGCUCCCACUCGCCGCGACCACAUCCUGGCAUUUGAGCGGGCCUUCUUCGGGUACAACAUCGUGAACAUGGUGGCCACUGAGGGCAUGCAGAGGUCGGUGCGCCCGGAGAGCCUGGUGGAGUGGGCGCAGCGCAUUCGGCACGCGGGGUUUGUGCCGCUGGCGGUGCCGGCAGACGUGCUGGAGGAGGCGUAUGGCACCAUCCGCAGCACCCCCCUGGGGCUGGGCAUGCUGGCCACAGAGGGCGCAGCGCAGCUCACAUGGCAUGGCUGCCCGCUGCUCAUGUGCACUCUCUGGCAGGUGCCGUGGGUCAUGGGUUGA